AUGCCCUACGACGCUCAGACUGGCUUGUACACGAGCAAGUUUGGCACGACUACGCUGCCCGACCGCGCCCUCACCAUCUUCGACUUCCUCUUCGAUCUCGAGACGCCCUUCUCGCGUGACCCCAAAGCCUUCAAGCGACCUGACCCUCGUGGGCGGCCGUGGAUUCUCGAUGCUCACUCGCCGCGCUCGUACACGUUCGAGCAGGCGAAGGAGCGGACGCUCGACCUCGCUCGCGCUUUCGCAGCUCGCGGCUUGAAGGAACACGACACCGUGCUGGUGUUCUCGCCGAACGAUAUGGACUACGGGCCAUGUCUCUGGGCGACGUUCAGAGCGGGAGCGGUCGCGUCGUGCGCCAACCCGUCGUACACGGCCGACGAGCUCGCUCACCAGAUCCGCACCGUCGACAAGCCACACCCUGUCAAGCUGAUCGUUGUCCACCCCGACGCGCUCGAAACGACCGUCCAGGCAUGCGAGAAGUCCGGAGUUUCGAGCGAGAUGAUCGUCCUCAUCCGGCCACCUACGAAAGCGCUCAGUCCGCCUGUCAACGCAAAGCCUCUCGCCGCCGGAUUCCCUACCCUCGAUGACCUCGUCAAGGGGGCACGCGACGAACCGCUACCGCCGAAGGUCACGCUCAAGCAGGAAGAGAUGAAGACGAGGCUGGCGCUCCUCUCGUUCAGCUCCGGUACGACAGGCUUGCCGAAAGCCGUCAGGAUCCCUCACUAUGCCGUCAUCACCAAUGUCCUCCAAGCUUCGUCGCACUGGCAGCAGACCUUCCCGCUCCAGCCCUACGACCCGAAGGAGAAGAAGGGCGACGUUGUGAUGGCAUGUCUGCCUUUCUAUCACAUUUACGGUUUGGUCGUCAUACUGCACGGCUCGCUGUACCAGGCGGCACCGAUCGUCGUCAUGCCGCGCUUCGACUUCCGCCAGUUCCUCCAAGCCAUUCAGGACCAUCGCAUCACGACGCUCUUCCUCGUCCCGCCUCAACUCAUCAUGCUCGUCAAACAAGAUAUGGUUAAGGACUACGACUUGUCGAGCGUGAGGUUGGCGAUGACCGGCGCCGCGCCGCUCACGAAUGAGAUGGUCGCCGCCUUCCGUGCCAAGUAUCCGCACGUCGGCGUCGGACAGGGCUACGGCAUGACGGAAACCUCGACCAUCAUAUCGCUCCUCGACGCCAGCAUGCCCGGCGGCUUCCCCGGCGAGUCAGCAGGGAUGCUCGUCCCGAACAUCGAGGCGAAAAUCGUCUCGCCCGAGGGCAAGGCGCUCCCGCCUGGUGAGAUUGGCGAGCUGUGGUCGCGUGGACCUUCGAACAUGCUUGGAUACCUCGACAACGAGAAGGCAACUCGCGAAACCCUUGAUUCGGAAGGCUUUGUCCACACCGGCGACGAAGGCUACAUCACCAAGGACGGCCUGCUCGUCAUCGUCGACCGCAUCAAGGAGCUCAUCAAGGUCUCGGGCUUCCAGGUUGCCCCGGCGGAGCUGGAGGGACACUUGCUUGGACAUGAGGACGUGCAGGACUGCUGUGUGAUUGGGAUCCCGGACGAGAAGCGCGGCGAGGCGCCGAAGGGCGAGUCUCGCUCCCUUCCUCUCGCUACCUACAUCACCCUCACGCCCGCCGCCCAAUCGCGCCUCAAGUCCGAAGGCGAGGACAAGAUCGUUUCGAGCAUCAAGAAGUGGGUGACGGAUCACAAGAUCAAGUACAAGGCGCUCGCCGAGGUCGAGUUCAUCGACGCUAUUCCGAAGAACCCGAGCGGCAAGCUGCUCCGCAAGGAUUUGCGCGCUCGUCACGCCCGGACGGUCAAGUCGAGGUCGGCGAAGCUGUAG
Messenger RNA from Rhodotorula toruloides NP11, 1821 nucleotides. RefSeq names its product 5-coumarate-CoA ligase. Gene Ontology annotation, molecular function: CoA-ligase activity. Lineage: Eukaryota; Fungi; Basidiomycota; Microbotryomycetes; Sporidiobolales; Sporidiobolaceae. The transcript is spliced from 9 exons. Bases 1 to 1821 code for a protein of 606 amino acids. The record is from RefSeq and is a predicted model, not a curated record.